Molecule: messenger RNA, 1593 nt
Organism: Heterobilharzia americana
Lineage: Eukaryota; Metazoa; Platyhelminthes; Trematoda; Strigeidida; Schistosomatidae
Source: the annotation of a GenBank genome assembly
CGGAAUUCACCAAGGACCUGGGACAGUUCUGCGAGAGCAGGAGGAGAGCGCCAAAAUACCAAGUGAUUUGCACAAGCUUUUAAGAAGAUAUUAGAUUUUGAAAUGUCAGUACUUUCGUUUGAAUAAUCAGUUUUAUCACAUUUUCAAAAUAUGGAUGUGUUAUCAAAAAUUGAAACAGUUGCCUUUCAAGUAUUGAAAUUUUUGGAAUCUGAUGCCCAAGCUGGAGUUCAGGAAGCGUAAAUGUUAUAUUUUCUAAUACUUUAAGGUACCCUUUGAGAUUAUUACUGAAGAAACCUGUUGAAUUUACUCGCCUAAUGGUUAUCUUGAAAAUGAUUCAUGAAGCCAUACGUGAAAAAAAAUUAUCACAAAAGGUCUAUAUAUUACUCAAAUCCAAAUUUAUUUAAACGACAGUCGACCAUAGAUCCAAUCUUGUCAAAGAUUUGUCAUAAUUUUGAUCUUCCUCGUUGCGCACUUAACAUAAAUGCUUCUUCUAAACUGGUUGUCUACGGUGAUAUUGUUUUAAAAACAAAAAGUGAAAAUGGUCUUGCUAUAACAGAAACUAUAUUCAGGACGGGAUUGGAUAUCAGUCUAUCAAGCAUAGAUUGUUCAGCUCAGUUUGUUUUGGUGGUAGAAAAGGACACAAUUUUUCAAAAACUCUUAAAUGAAAGCUUUUAUGAAAAGUUCAAACCAUGUUUAUUGGUCACGGCUAAGGGCUAUCCAGAUUUAAUGAGUAGAAAAUUUCUUGCUCAACUAAAUCAUGUUUAUCCAAAUAUACCUAUGCUUGGACUAUUUGAUGCUGAUCCACAUGGUAUAAAUGUGUUCUGUACAUACAAAUAUGGAACUAUGAAUCCAACGAUGCAGGAUGCAGAAGGAACUCCGGUCAGAAUACCGAAUUUGCGACUCUGUGGGUUAUUACCGAGUGAAUUAUCAUCUCUUCAAAUUAAAGAGACAGAACUUUUACCGUUAACAAAUAAUGAUAAAUCCCUAUUAGAAACAAUGCGUAAACGAACAUACGUUCAACAAGAAUGGGAAUUAUCAAAGCAAGUAUGUAAUGUUAAAUAUUUUCUGUCAGCAGAAAAGAAAGCAGAAUUAGAAUCUUUGAAUUCGAUCAGUACACGAUUUUUGACAGAUGAAUAUCUUCCAACAAAAUUAGAGUUGUGGGGAAUUUUACCUAAUAAAUGAUGGAGAUACAUCAUAUUACUAAAAUUUAGUUAGUAGGACAGUUUUGGAAUCAUAUUUUUAUGAAAAUUAAGUUCAGAGCUCAGAGUGAAAAAAUAUGGGUUCAUUUAUUAUCAAUAUUAUAAUGUUACGAACCUUUUUCAACUAAUAAUUUGUUUCUCUACAGUUUGGUUUCUGUUGGAAGAUUUGUAAACAAAUCUUGUGAGAGGUACUUCUUUUUAACGCAACAAAUUAGAGUUAAAAUGAUGAUCUUUUUUCUAAACACAAAUCAAAAUAACAGGAAUCGUCACAUUUCGUUACAUUAGAUUUUCAUCAAUAAUUUCCUUCUUAUUCAAAUAUAAAAACAUAGUCAGAGUGUAACCACUUUAUUUGGUUGAAGGUGGACAGCAGUAUUUUGUCCUAUUUGAGGAACGU